GAUAACAGGUUAGAAAAAAAUUAAUAAAAUAAAUUUCAACUAUACCAGACACAUGGAAUGUCCUUAUUAUAGUAUACUUGAAUUAUUUUUCUCGUAUUCUUCGAUAUCAUAUUGUAGAACAAUUUUGGACAUUGAAAUAAUCGUUACGGGAAAGAUGUUCCAUUUCGAUAAAAUGUCGAAAGAAUUUUAGUGAAUCGAUAAAUAUCCGCUUCUCUAAGUAUUUUCCACUACGUUGUCUCGAAUUCCAUACGAGGUUGAAUACUUAAGACGUUCCAAGUUCGUAGCGAAAGAAUUUGCACGAUUUAUUUUCAGCAAUUGUAGAAAAAAAGACAUUAGUAUCACCUUUGCAAGGAUCAUCUGCCAUCUAGGAAACUGUACGAUGAAUGAUAUAGAUAUGUAUCUAUAUCAGUAAAUAGAUAUGUUUGAAAACUGCAAAAAUUUGGUUUCACUCAAAAUCAUAUUUAAUAUGGUUCUUAAUCAAAUUUGAAAUUUAUCUUUUGUUGGAAUGAUGGAAAUUACUAUUCUAUUACUAUUCUAUUGGCUAUAACUAUUGUCUAUAAUUUGGGUACUUACUCAGAACGUCAUAUCAUGAUCGCAAACCACCCAAGUAGAUAUCACAAAUAUAUAUUGUGUUUGCUGAACGUCAAAAGUCAAGUUGCACGAGCCAUUGUAAACACCGUCUGGAAAAUGAAAACACAUAAAGUUCAAAGUGCAAGAGUGAAAACGAGAAAUCUUUAUUAUACUUUUUCUAAAUUUUAUCGUUCUUCCUUAUCUCCUUCCGAAUAUAUCAUUGUUUUAAAAUGUUGAUAUCAUUUUUCUUUCACUAGUUUCAAAGUAAAUUUCAAGAAGUAUAUUACGAUUAAGGAUGUUCCGUGUAAUCGUAUGUGUCAAGUAAUAAAGUUAACGAAUCAAAACCAUUGAUUGCCUAUAUAAUUGAAUGCUAUUCUGACGUUAUAAAUAUAGCCAAGGUAAUAUUAAUCAAAUCUAGCAUAAUUCGAGAAUAAUUUAGCUUCGGACUUUUUAAAGUAUAUAUGUAUAUAAAUAUGUUAUCUCUAUCGAGUAAAGAAAGAGAUUAUUGAUAUAAAUGAAACUUAUGGGUUAACGAAACUUCUUCGUUUUUCAUUACAUUUAAGAAAAUUAUUUAAAUGUUUAUUUAGCAAAAUAUUAUAGUCUCUUAGUAUGACUCGAAUAUUUCAUGCACUCUAGCGUAAAAAAAAAAAAAAUCUAAAUGUGAUUUAUUCGAACAAAAAUUUGAUAAUAGAAACUGGGUUUAAAUAAUAAAUUGUAUGAAAAACGCGUGGCUCUUUAUGAAACGCACCAUCUGCUUCGCAGCUGCUCACGAAGAUCUUUAUCGACGGGAUUAUUAAUCGAUGAAAAAUUUUCAAACGUACGAGUGCCAUUUUUCGCUAUAUUAUUGAAUUCUAUACUAAUUAGAUUUUCAUCUUUAUUAUUCUCUCUCUAUUCACUUAGCUUCAUGCGCAUAAAACAUUAUCGAUUUUUUUUUUCGAUUUAACUUCAAUUUUUUACACGUACCUGACUAGUUUUAGGUUAAUAUACUUCAACGUUAAAUAAUGCCUGUUGAAAUUUUAUUAACAUUAUUUAACGUCCUAUAAUUUCUCACAUAAUAAACAAACGAAAUAUUAAACGUUUCCACGGCACCAGUAAAAAUCGAAUCUUGUAUAUAUGUAAUUAUUAUAGACGAAAACGUGUUUAGAUAGUAGAAAUAAUAAUCGCGAACAAGUAAAACAAAUGUUAGAAAUGAUGGUUAAAGUAAUUGUAUGUGGGAAUCGCGGAGAAUAAAAAGUUAAAUCGUUGAUAAAAUUAACAUACAAAAUGGUCAUGCAAACCUUUAUUCUUUCGCGUGAAUCCUUAUACGGCACGACACGAAAAGUGGAAAACCAACAUGAAUUGCACCCAAGAGAAAAAGAAAGAAUGAAAGGAGAGAAUAAGAGGAAGAAACGAAAGAAACUGAAAAAGUGGUCAACGGGGAAGAUUAAUUUGCGGUUUGCGUAAACGAAAUUAUUUUCGAGCUAAAAAAGAUAAAUGAUCGUAAAAUGGUGUACCUUCUAAAGUAAGGAAAUGUAAAUCUAAGUAACCACCUGUCGGUGGUGUAGAAGAUAAAUCUUUCUUCUCUGCACUUCAAGUAUAUUUGCAGUCGUGAGUGUUUUCUUAACUUUUACAAGAAAAAAAAAAAAAAAAAAAAAUAAAUAAAAACAAAAAAAGAAAAAGAAAAAAAGAAAAAAAGAAAAAAAGAAAAAAAUGCAAUCAACUAUACGAAGCAAGUUGAAAAAUUUCUUAUACUAUACUGACGUAAAUUCUUUAAUUGUAAGAAAAUAUUCGAUUGCAGGAAUCAUUUGAUUUUCGUAAAAAAUAUAUAUAUAUACCUAUUUUUUAUUGAAAGAUUUGCAAAGAUCGUGUCAAAAGAAGCAUAGUUACAAGUUCUAAAUGGAUAGGAAGAAACAUCGGUUCAAUGUGCGCCGCUGGUAUGGCACUCGAAGUCUUAUCGGAAAACUGUACUUCUUGCGGAUGGAAUGGCAACAGGUGUUGGUCGCUCAGAAUCAAGCCAGAAGAGAGAUGGAGAAUGCAUCAGGUAUACGUACUUGUGAAAAACGAAUUCAUUUUAAAUGUUCCAAUAACUAUCUGAGGUCCUUUAAAUUACAUUUUCAACUAACCGUGUCCAACUUCCAAGAAUUUAAAUUAUAAAAUACCCGUACGAUCUUAAGAAAUGUAAAUUAACUAUUUUAAAAUAACAUAAAAAGAAUGGAAACCGUUGACAAGAAAUAAUGAUUCGGAAGAAUUAAGAAACGGGAAAUAAUGAGUUUAAGACUCAAAAAAAAAAAAAGUCGAACUUAUUCAAACUGGGUCGUCUCUUUUUCUUUCUUAAUUCUUCCUCAGAUAGAGUUAUGUUAUAUGUGCUUUUAUAAAAAUACUUCAAAGAAUUACAACGCAUUUUUUGUAACGUGGAUUUGCACACUAUGAUGUUAGGUUGGAUAGAAAAAAAGAAAAAAGAAAGAAAGAAAGAAAGAAAAAAAGAAAGAAAGAAAGAAAGAAAGAAAGAAAGAAAAAAAGAAAGAAAGAAAGAAAGUUUAAAAAGAAGCCAAAACAACUUAUACGAAAAUAGAUGAGUCAGCGGAAGUACAAUUUCUCAACGAACGUGAUACAAAAAUAGCUAAGUUACCCUUCGAACAACUAUUAUUUACAUAACUGCAUCUCACGUUGUCGAAGGCUUUUUCUUUAAGCCUAAACCAAAUUUUUCUAAUAUCGAAUAUUGCCUUUAUACACGUUGUUACAAGAAAGAAGCUUGAUUGCGAAUGUCUCUGAGAUUUUAUCUGGGUCAAAAGGGUCAUAAAAAAAAAGUAAAAGGAGGAGAAAAAGCGAGUGAGCGAGCGAGCGAAAGAGAGAGGAAGAGAUAGAGAGAGAGAGAGAGAAAAGGGACGAUGAGAAGCACACACUUGGUUCUCGGUUAAUCUUGAUUAGCGGAAAAUUACCUGUCAAAUUGAUAUGGGCCAACGAGGGAGAUGACGUCGAAUUACCAUGUGACAUAACACCUCCGACUCCUACAGAUUCCGUUAAUAUGGUACUCUGGUUUAGAGAUAGUGCCGGGAUACCUCUUUACAGCCUAGACGCUAGAAGCGGUAACUUAAGUGCUGCAAUUCAUUGGGCCGACGGCGAUGACCUUGGAAGGCGUACUUACUUUCAAGUGGGCGACGGUCAACGAUCAAAAUUGAAGAUCACCAAAGUCAAAUAUAAGGAUCAGGGUUUAUUCAGAUGUAGAGUUGACUUCGUCGAUUCCCCAACAAGGAAUUUCAGAGCGAACCUCACCCUCGUCGAGAAACCGACGAAACCAGUGAUAUAUGAUGCCCAGGGACGCGAGGUAACAGGCAUAGGCGGCCCUUUUCUCGAGGGAUAUGGUCUUCUUUUGACCUGCCAAGUGUCAGGAGGAAGACCAAAACCUUCGGUAACGUGGUGGAAGGACGGUGAGCUACUUGAUGCUGUAGAUGACACUCCCACAAUUGGCUCGUUGAGCAAGUUCACAAUAAAUCAUCUUUUCAUUGGCAAAGUUACGCGGGCAUUAUGGGGCACAAAACUUGAGUGUAGAGCUCAGUCUGCCCCAAUGGCGAAACCUAUUAUUCGAGAAGUACCUCUUGAUAUUUAUCUUAAACCGGCCGUGGUGAAAAUUAUUUUGAGCGACGAAGAAAUGUACGCCGGUCGUCCGAUCGCUGCAAAAUGCGAAACUUGGGGUAGUUCUCCAGCUGCCAGAAUUAUUUGGAGAUUAGGCGACGAAGUGAUCGGUGAUCCUAUUGUUUCCAUUACACAGAGAAGUAAUUCCACCGUUAGUAAGAUCGUUCUUGCUCUCGGAAAAAAUGACGAUGGCAAAGAACUUACUUGCAAAGCCGAAAAUCCUAGAUUUCCUGGUGGCGUUCUCGAAGAAACAAAAUCUCUUCGCGUUCUUUACGCACCGGUCUUAACGGCUCACCUGGCAACAGGAUAUAUUUUAAAUACAUUAAGAGAAGGGGAUGAUCUGAAAUUGGUCUGCGACGUUCAGAGCAAUCCACCGCCGACGAAGGUCACUUGGUAUCACGACGAUAUACGAUUAGAGCAUGACGUGAGCGCCGGUAUUUUGGUAUCCUCCAAUACGCUCACUCUUCGUGUUCUCACUCUCGACCACUCUGGUGAAUACUCUUGCGAAGCUACAAACUUUGUUGGACAAGGACGUAGUCUGCCUCUUCUUAUUCACAUGAAGUAUGCUCCAAGAUGUAGAGAGGGUUAUGAGAGGCAAGAAAUAGCGGCUGUUCGACAUGAAACGGUGACCUUGAGAUGCGAAAUCGAAGCAGUUCCAGACGAGUUGAUUCGAUUUUCCUGGAGCUUCAACGGAACACGAGGCGACGUCCUACCGUUACCAAAUUCAAGAGUUCGGGAUAAUGGCCUCGUUAGUUUACUGGAUUAUACUCCUAGUGCGGAUACUGAUUACGGUACUCUCGCUUGUUGGGCUAGUAACAGCAUAGGAAGGCAAAGGUUACCAUGUUUGUUCAACGUAGUACCGGCAAAAACACCACAGGCACCGAUAGAUUGUUCGUUACGCAACGAAAGUAGUUCCUUAGAAGUAAAUUGUAUUCCUGGUUCGGAUGGUGGUUCACCGCAGCACUUCCUGCUGGAGGUUCGUGGUCCCUUUGGUAGUUCUGGCAUCGUACAGGUCAUUCCACAAACCCUUCAAACGCCCCAAAGCGAUCAAGGUGCAGUGAGCGAAGCACCGCCUAUAUAUCAAGAAAGAAAUCCAAGUCCUACUUUUCGUCUUCACGAUCUCAAGCCAGGCUAUGAUUAUACCAUUUACGUAUAUGCCGUCAAUGGACGUGGAAGAAGCGAGCCCACUCUUCUUAAACAUGUACAAGUUGCUGAACCAAUCGGUGGAAAGCUCGAAAGUACUGGGAUUUUUCUCGAGGAUUUGAAGAAAGCCAUUCCUCAAGUCGAUUCGCAAAGCAUGAUCAUCGUAAUGGCUUUGAUAGGUGCAGCGGCAUUGAUUUUGGUAGGCAUCGGUAUAGUAAUUGGUUUGGCAAUUUGCAAAAGGAGAUCCAACAGGCCCGUUGUUUCGAGUCCUGAUGAUUUUACUACACCAACUUAUAUACCCGCACAAAGAAUCGAACCGAGAAUUAGAUAUACGACCGACGGCAGGCACUCACAAAGAAGAAGCUUGUAUGUCGAAGAAAAUCGAAAUGACCCUGAUAUUUUGCAACAAGUGGAAGUCGACUUACAAGUCUAACGGCGAAAAUUUUAAACGAGCGACGUGACUUGCUUGCGAAAGCAUAAUCGUACCACCAGUAUUUUAAUUAAGAAAAUGAAAUCUAUAAUUGUAACUUUAACAAUUUUUCCGAUUAAUUCGCGAAGUAUAAACAUUAGCAUAGAUAGUAUUAUUCACUGAAAAAAAAAAAUAGUGUACAGUAUUUCGUAACAAACGAGUAUAGCUUAACAAUAAACGUUGUCGAUAUGUUAAAUAUUUUACUUCAUAUUGUACAUUAGAUUUUAGCAUGAGAGCGCGAUAAUUAAGAUAAUAAAUAAAUUAAUAAUAAGUAGAUAAAAAAAAGAAAAGUAUAUAAAUCGCUUAGCCAAAGAUGUACGUACGUUUAUUUUUCCAUGGCUUGCGUGAUACAUGCAUAUUGUAAUUCCAAUAGUAAUUCCUACUUUCGUCGUAAUCCUACUUUUGAUGUAAGUAACUUAUAAAACAUUAUACCUCAUUCGAGUAAAGCAAGCGGGCGCCAACUUAAGAAGCGCAUAGUAUAUUUUAAGCUCAUCAUUAAGAAAAUGCCAUUAGCGUAACAACAAGCGUGUCGAUAAAGUUUAUCUUGCUUUUAUAUACAAACAUGUAAAUAUUUUUGAAAAAUGACAUGCGUAUCGAAGAAAAUUAAAUGAAAAAAUAUAUUGUAAAUUAUAACAAUCCUAAAAA
Molecule: messenger RNA, 6439 nt
Organism: Vespa velutina
Lineage: Eukaryota; Metazoa; Arthropoda; Insecta; Hymenoptera; Vespidae
Gene: side
Product: synaptogenesis protein syg-2
Exons: 12
Coding region: 3575-5758 (727 amino acids)
Molecular function (GO): protein binding
Source: RefSeq, a predicted model, not a curated record